Molecule: messenger RNA, 2733 nt
Organism: Rubroshorea leprosula
Lineage: Eukaryota; Viridiplantae; Streptophyta; Magnoliopsida; Malvales; Dipterocarpaceae
Source: the annotation of a GenBank genome assembly
AGUUGCUUCUGCAAGCAAAGGUGGAACUUAAUAUGCAGUCAGCUAGCGGAGAGUCCCCACUGGCGUUUUAUACGUGUACCACUUAGCAAUCAGGACAUAAACGACUAAAUUCACCACACUUAAUACUAAAUUUCUCAAGCUUUCUAGCUAAUUCUUGGUCCGGAAAAUCACUCAAACCGAGAAAGCUGCAAAACUGAGGAGAUUCAUGCUUUGCAUUCAGUUUUAUUCUUAACUCAGAUGAAGAAGAACCAAGAUAUAUCAAAGAGCAAAGGAACAAGAGAAGAAAACUUGUAAAGGCAACUUAGAGAGAAUUACCAUAACAUUAAACCAAGAAAGGCAGGAGACGAACCUGAUGCUUCCAAUCAGAUGUAGGAAAAACAGCAGCUGAAGAAGUUAAUCCAUAGAGAAAUGAAUCCAGGAUAUUUCUAAGGUGGUUGUUGGAUCAAGGCCACAAAGUAGACCUUUCUGUAAUGUUGACUCUCUCACUGUCUGCUUGAUAAUGGGGAAAGUUUGCACAAAAGCACAAAACAGAUUAGUGUGAACAAACUGAGGACCAGCCUCGGUGCUCUAAAUUUUCGUUCAUAAUGACAAAAAUGAGAGCCAGCCAUUGAGAACAAGGGACAGCAUUUCAUUUGUCCUCUUUCUAAUGAUAUAUUGUAUCAGAAGAAAUGUAUCCACCUCAACCUCAGUAUGCAUUCUUUGUCCACCUUCUUGCUUCUUCUUUUCUUCCUUCCACCUAACUAGUUAAAACGACGUGGCAGCAGAGACCAUGCUUACUUCUUUCUAUUUAUUUAUAAGAUUGGGUGCGUUGGGCAUUUAUAUGUACCUUGGAGCAACCAAAGAAAGAGCCAAAGGGAGAUUUUGAGGGUAAGGAGAAAAGAAGAGAUGGCAUCUUGGGUUCUUAGAGCACUGACGCUUUUGGCUUGCUUGUUUCCAGCAUCAGUAGAAUGCAUGGUUCGACAUUACAAGUUCAAUAUCGUGACUAAGGACGCCACAAGGCUAUGCUCAACCAAGCCAAUCGUCACCGUGAACGGAAAGUUUCCGGGACCCACUUUGGUUGCCAGAGAAGAUGACACAGUGCUCAUCAAAGUCGUAAACCAUGUCAAGGACAAUGUCACCAUCCACUGGCAUGGGAUCCGGCAGCUGCGGAACGGAUGGGCCGACGGUCCGGCGUACAUAACACAGUGCCCGAUUCAGCCGGGGCAGAGCUACGUGUACAAUUUCACCAUCACCGGACAAAGGGGCACGCUCUGGUGGCACGCACACAUCGUCUGGCUCAGAGCCACCGUCUACGGCGCAUUGGUUAUCUUGCCCAAGCGAGGCGUUCCGUACCCUUUCCCCAAACCCCACAAAGAAGCAGUGGUGAUUUUGGGUGAAUGGUGGAAAUCGGACGUUGCAGCUGUAAUUAAUGAAGCUUUGAAAUCUGGGUCGGCUCCAAAUGUUUCCGACGCUCACACCAUCAACGGCCGCCCUGGCCCUACCCCGAGCUGCCCUUCACAGAGAGGGUAUACAUUGCAGGUUCAAGCAGGAAAGAGGUACAUGUUGAGGCUUAUCAAUGCUGCACUUAAUGAAGAGCUCUUCUUUAAGAUAGCCGAUCACCAGCUGACGGUGGUAGAGGUGGACGCCACCUAUGUCAAACCAUUCAAAACAGAGACCAUCGUUAUAACUCCAGGGCAAACCACAAACGUACUCGUGGAAGCGGAUCGCCUCACCGGACAGUACAUGGUUGUGGCCUCGCCUUUUAUGGACGCGCCGAUUCUCGUCGACAACGUGACUGCCACCGCUACGUUGCACUACUCUGGUACCCUAUCAAAUACUGCCGCCGCUCUCGCCAUCCCACCUCCGAAAAACGCCACUCCGGUGGCAACGAAUUUUACCAGCGCCCUUAGGAGCUUGAAUUCGAAGGAGUACCCUGCUCUGGUUCCAUUGGAAAUCGACCAUUCCCUUCUGUUCACCAUCAGUCUCGGGGUUAAUCCUUGUUCCACAUGCGUCAAUGGCAGCCACGUAGUGGCAGCUAUCAACAAUGUCACUUUUGAUAUGCCAAGGAUGUCUCUCCUCCAGGCACAUUUCUCCAACAUAAGGGGAGUUUUCACAGACGAUUUCCCCGGAAAUCCUCCUAUCCCUUACAAUUACACCGGAACACAGCCAGCGAACUUUAAUACCAAUAACGGAACCAGACUGUACAGACUUGCUUAUAAUUCUACCGUGCAGCUAGUCUUGCAAGACACCGGAAUGAUUGCACCGGAGAACCACCCACUCCAUUUGCACGGAUUCAAUUUCUUCGAGGUCGGGAGGGGACUAGGGAAUUUCAACCCCACAAAGGACCCGGAAAAAUUCAACCUUGUGGAUCCUGUUGAGAGGAAUACCAUCGGAGUUCCAGCCGGGGGAUGGACUGCUAUAAGAUUCAGAGCAGAUAAUCCAGGGGUUUGGUUCAUGCAUUGUCAUCUGGAAGUACACACGACAUGGGGACUGAAGAUGGCAUUUGUUGUCGACAAUGGCAAAGGCCCUAAUGAAUCUCUCCUUCCGCCACCAAGUGACCUUCCGAAGUGCUAGAGAAACUCGAGUAGGCGAAGAAACAGGGGAAGAUGAAGAACAGAGAAGAAAUAUUAACAGAACAGUGGAGAGAUAAUAAGAAUAGUUUGUCCGAGCAAGCUAAACAUAGCUGCUCGAUGCCGAAUAAGAACAUAGCGAAUUUCUUUUUGUAUACACUGGUAAUUAAUCCAAAGUUCUAAA